This is a messenger RNA of Rotaria sordida, 435 nucleotides long. The record is from the annotation of a GenBank genome assembly. Lineage: Eukaryota; Metazoa; Rotifera; Eurotatoria; Philodinida; Philodinidae.
AUGGCUGGUUUAAUUAAUUCUGGAAUAAAACUUGUACUUGAUCCAACUCUUCCUGGAUCAACAUUACUUAAUGAAUCUCAAACGUUAUUACCCAUUGUUAAUAAUAAUGAAAAGUCAUUGAAAGUAAAAGAUAGUGUUGCAUUUGUAAUAGGUUCUUCUCGUGGUAUUAGACGUGCUAUUGCUAUUGCUCGUGAAGGUGCCAAAGUUAUUAUUCAUCGUACAACUCAUGAUAGUCCGAAUUAUUUAAAUGAAGGUCAUGUUAUUAUUGUUGGUUCUACAUCAGCUUUACGAGGAAGAGAAAAAGAUGUUCUUUAUACAGUAUCAAAAGCAGCAAUCCAUCAAUAUAUGAAAUGUUUAGUAACUCAAGUACAAUCAUCAGGUAUUCGAAUUAAUUGUAUUGCACCAGGAGCAACUUUAACUGAACGAUAUAAAUGA